This is a messenger RNA of Lampris incognitus (smalleye Pacific opah), 1371 nucleotides long. It is a transcript of the gene rbm17, whose product is annotated as RNA binding motif protein 17. Gene Ontology annotation, biological process: mRNA cis splicing, via spliceosome; alternative mRNA splicing, via spliceosome. Lineage: Eukaryota; Metazoa; Chordata; Actinopteri; Lampriformes; Lampridae. Gene Ontology annotation, cellular component: precatalytic spliceosome. The transcript is spliced from 13 exons. Gene Ontology annotation, molecular function: nucleic acid binding. The record is from RefSeq and is a predicted model, not a curated record. Bases 127 to 1371 code for a protein of 414 amino acids.
GCCGCGUUCAGCGAGUCGACAAGCGAGCCGAUGACCCGCGUCUGUACUAUUUGCCGUUUUGCUGUCCGGUUCGUUUGAGGCCCAGAUAUUUCCUAACCCGGUCAAAACAAGCUCCCUUAGAGAACAAUGUCGCUUUACGACGACCUGGGGGUGGCGGCCAGUGACACUAAAACAGAAGGCUGGUCCAAGAACUUUAAAUUGCUUCAGUCCCAACUGAAAGUGAAGAAAGCAGCGCUGACUCAGGCUAAGACUCAGCGAAUGAAACAGACCACCGUCCUUGCUCCUGUUAUUGAUUUGAAGAGAGGAGGUUCCAGUGAUGAGAGGCAGAUCUCAGACACGCCUCCACAUAUCGCCGCUGGACUCAAGGAUGCCACACCGGGCGGGUUCUCCUCGGGAGAUGUUCUGGUCCCUCUGGCGGACGAGUAUGACCCCAUGUUCCCCAAUGACUAUGAAAAGGUGAUGAAGAGACACAGGGAGGAGCGACAAAGGCAAAGGGAGCAGGAAAGACAGAAGGAGAUAGAAGAGAGAGAAAAGAAGAGGAAGGAUAGACACGAGGGCGGAGCGCCCAGUGGAUUCUCUCGCUUCCCGGCAGCGGAGGGUGACUCGGAUGAAGAUGAGGAGUAUGAAAAGGAGAAGAGGAAAAGAACUAUGGGUGGAGCUGCCAUUGCCCCUCCGUCAUCCCUUGUGGAUAGAGAUGGCUCCUCUUCAUCCUACCCGUAUGAAGAAGAAGGGCGCCCCUCCAGAGGCUCAAAAGCAGCUAUCCCCCCACCCAUGUUUGAGGACUCUGACCGUCCACGUUCGCCUCCUGGGCCCACCAACUCUUUUCUGGCUAACAUGGGGGGUACAGUGGCUCAUAAAAUCAUGCAGAAGUAUGGCUUCAGAGAGGGCCAGGGUCUGGGCAAACAUGAGCAGGGCCUCAGCACCGCCCUGUCGGUGGAGAAGACCAGCAAGAGAGGAGGCAAGAUCAUCAUUGGUGAUGCCACGGAAAAACCAGGGUCCGGCCAGCCAGGUGCUGCUGAAGCUUCAAGUGGAGGCUUCUCAGCCGACUCGAAGAAGUCAGAGACCAACCCGCUCACAGAGAUCCUCAAGUGCCCGACCAAAGUGGUUUUGCUGCGUAACAUGGUGGGCCGAGGAGAGGUGGACGAGGACCUGGAGGGAGAGACCAAAGAAGAAUGUGAGAAAUACGGAAAAGUGAUCAAAUGCGUCAUCUUUGAGAUCGCGGUCGUGACAGACGAUGAAGCCGUGAGGAUAUUCCUGGAGUUUGAGAGAGUCGAGUCGGCCAUCAAAGGUCCCCCUCGUGCCACCAAAAUAGCUCUGAGCCAUCGAGGCAUGGACUCCACCAGACCUCUGAAGGUGCCCUCUAGUAUCUAG